CUGGGAAUUUAGCUUGUCGGUGGCGUUCCCCACUUGUGUCGCGUUCACUUUGUGUUUCGUCGACUGUUUUUAGCCAUAAAUAGGAUUUCGGGUGUCUUUUUAUGAGUAAUCAAAGGCAACAGAAGCCUACGCUAACAGGCCAGCGGUUCAAAACGAGAAAAAGAGAUGAAAAGGAGAGAUUUGACCCUACACACUUCCAGGAGAGCAUCGUACAAGGUCUGAACCAAACUGGCACUGAUUUGGAGGCUGUUGCAAAGUUCCUCGAUGCCUCUGGUGCCAAGCUCGACUACCGCCGCUAUGCUGAGACACUCUUCGACAUUUUGGUGGCUGGCGGGAUGCUGGCUCCUGGAGGUACCUUGUCUGAUGACUUGACCCGCACAGAAUUUUGUCUUUUCAAAGCGCAAGAAGACAUGGAAACCAUGCAGGCAUAUGCACAGGUUUUCAACAAGCUCAUCAGGCGUUACAAGUACUUGGAGAAAGGGUUUGAGGAGGAGAUUAAAAAGCUGCUGUUGUUUCUCAAAGGCUUCACUGAAUCGGAGCGCAACAAGCUGGCCAUGCUGACUGGUAUUCUGCUGGCCAAUGGCAAUAUCUCUGCCUCCAUUCUGAUCAGCCUGUUCAAUGAGAACCUAGUCAAAGAAGGUGUUUCGGCAGCCUUCGCUGUAAAACUCUUCAAAUCAUGGCUGAACGAGAGGGACAUCAACUCUGUUGCUGCCACUCUCAGGAAGGUUGGCAUGGACAACAGACUCAUGGAGUUGUUCCCCUCCAACAAGCGGAGCUGCGAGCACUUCUCAAAAUACUUCACAGAUGCAGGACUCAAGGAGUUGUCUGACUUCGCCAGGAACCAGCAAUCCAUCGGGGCUCGCAAGGAGCUCCUUCUGGAGCUCCAGGAGCAGAUGUCACGUGACGAGCCACUCAAAGAGAUCAUCUCCUAUGGCCGUGAGGAAAUGAAAAAGAGCAACAUCUCUGAGCAGACGAUGAUUGGAAUAAUCUGGUCCAGCAUAAUGAGCUCCAUGGAGUGGAACAAAAAGGAGGAGCUGGUCACAGAGCAAGCAAUCAAACACUUAAAGCAAUACAGCCCUCUGCUGAAUGCCUUUACCUCCCAAGGCCUGUCUGAACUUACUCUCCUUCUGAAGAUCCAAGAGUACUGCUAUGACAACAUCCACUUCAUGAAGGCCUUCCAGAAGAUUGUGGUGCUGCUCUACAAAGCGAACGUCAUUAGCGAGGAAGCGAUUCUUAAGUGGUACAGCGAAGCACACGUUGCCAAAGGAAAAAGUGUUUUCCUUGAACAGAUGAAAACGUUUGUUGAAUGGCUCAAGAACGCAGAGGAAGAGUCCGAGUCUGAGGAGGAAGACGCUGACUGACAGCCUCAAGCAAACCACCACUCAUGUCCUUUUCUAAAAAACAAGUCUUUUUAUAGAUGAGCAUAAAGGAGGAAUUGUAGAAUGUAUUACUACAGAAGUCCUUGUCUUUUUUUUUUUUAGUCUUUUUUCUGUUUUGCCUCCCUUUUCAUUCCAUCAUGAUGUGUAGUCGAACUCUACUGCAAGGGCUCCUACAUUUUGUUCAUGUGUUGUCUAGCUGAGCUUUGACUGUUGCUCACUUCCUCCUGGGAUGAAAGACACAGUGGUGAAUCUGAUGUCAAAAAUAAAUUCUUUGAAAAUACGAUUCCUUUUCGAGUUAUUCAGUUAACUAUCACUGUUUUUUUUUCUUUUUUGAUAUUGUUAGAGGUCAACUUGAUGAAUUGUGUUGCUAUGACAUGUUGGACUUCGAAGAAGCCACUGUUUUCUUAAGCCUAAGUUAUAUUUCUGCCAAUUACGUGACAACUCUAUCGAUGCCAUGUUUUACCUCCUAUCUCCAUCACUUGAUGGAGCUUGGCCAGUUCACAGCAAAGGUGCUGCAGGCAAUGCCCCUCAGAAUGAGUUGUAAUUACUCAACAUUUUCUGUAACACGCAAUGUUACUUUCUUGAUUUCCCCCCCCUCAUUACCCCAGAGUUUGACUUUUUGAAAUAAAAUGAAAUCAGUAG
Lampris incognitus (smalleye Pacific opah) is the source of this 2021-nucleotide messenger RNA. RefSeq names its product eIF5-mimic protein 2-A-like. NCBI's taxonomy places the organism in Eukaryota, Metazoa, Chordata, Actinopteri, Lampriformes, Lampridae. Gene Ontology annotation, cellular component: membrane; cytoplasm. The record is from RefSeq and is a predicted model, not a curated record. Gene Ontology annotation, molecular function: protein binding. Bases 102 to 1361 code for a protein of 419 amino acids. The transcript has 12 exons.